AUGGACGCCAUGUGUUUGCAGGUCAAACCGGCGGCUGAGUGGUCAAACCGGCGGCUGAGUGGUGGGUGUGUCUGCUGUCUGCACGGCUGCGCGAAGAAUUGCCAGCUGCGAAGGGGAGACGCACGGGUUCUUGUUUCCAGCGUCUGCUUGUCAACUUGUUGGCUUGUUUGCGUGUCUGCUGGUCUACUGGGGCAACUUCUGUUGGACAGCCACUACGGUACGGACGCGGGUGGGUGCACUGUGGGGUGUGGUGGACGUGUGUUCGGUGGCUGGGCGUUUGGCGGGCUUGGACGGGAGUGCACGAGCGGGGGAGAGUGUGUGCUGCAACUGCACGCGUCUGCUGAGACAGACAAAGACGUGGAGGGGGCAACACUCGUGGUGGGAAUGGGCGGAUGGGCGCAAGCGCGGAUGGGCGCACGGCGCGGGUGGGCGCACGGCGCGGGUGGGCGCAUGGCGCGGAUGGGCUCACGGCGGAUGGGCGCGCGGUGGACAGGCGCAAGGCGGGGGAUUUGGGGCGAGUGCGGAUGGGCGCACAGCGGACGGGUGCGCAAUGGACGGGCAAAGCUGGUGUAUUUGGCGGAGUGGCGUGUGGCGAGUGUGUCACCUGCGUGUGUGUGCACGUCUGCUGGAAUAACCACAGGCUGCACUGGUUUGACACUCACCAACAAUUCUUGGACGCGUGGGAGGGGGACACUGGUUGCAGAGGCGAUUUGCCUUCGCAGGGAUGAGGGUAACACAUGCACGGAUUUGCGCACGGCAGAUGAGUGGGUGGCGGACGGGCGGAUGGCGGACGGGCGGGUGGCGGACGGGCGGGUGGCGGACGGGCGGGUGGCGGACGGGCGGGUGGCGGACGGGCGGGGUGGCGGACGGGCGGGUUGGCGGACGGGCGGGGUGGCGGACGGGCGGGGUGGCGGACGGGCGGGGUGGCGGACGGGCGGGGUGGCGGACGGGUGGGGUGGCGGACAUGUGGCUUCUGCGCCUGCACGUGCAACCGCGGGCUGCUGGGCUGUUAGGGACCAUUGGGCGGUGGGGAGUGGCUGCAGAUGGGACGGGAGGGAGAGUGGUGACCGCUGGCAGAACGGGUGA
Molecule: messenger RNA, 1086 nt
Organism: Closterium sp. Naga37s-1
Lineage: Eukaryota; Viridiplantae; Streptophyta; Zygnematophyceae; Desmidiales; Closteriaceae
Source: the annotation of a GenBank genome assembly